UCCCGGUAGGGUCACGGGUUCGAGUCCCGGUGCGGGGGGCGGCGGCGGCGCGGCUCACCUGUCCGGGCCGGGCGGCGGCAGACUUUGCCUCCAGCCUCUAUAAAAGGUAACGGCGUCGUUGAGUCAGGGCUGCCUCCUCCCCCCUCCUGUUCCCAUGUAUGUGCGGCAGUCCCGACCAGCAGGCAGCCGCGGGCCGUCCCGCACGCCGCACUUGCUAGAGAUGAACCGCACCGCGCUGCGGAUCUGCGUCCUGCUGCUGGCCGGGCUGGGCCGAGCCGCCGCCGGGCAGGAGCACGACCACAACGACGAGAACGCUCCGCACUCCCAGGAGAGAGGUCCUAGUGACAGCCACUGGAGCUAUGAAGAUCCAGGGCAGUGGGCCAAGCACUUCCCAGCAUGCGCAGGCAACAUGCAGUCUCCCAUCAACAUCAACACAGAGACGACCAUCUUCAGCCCCCAGCUGCGACCCAUCCAGCUCUCCGGCUACAGCCUGCCUGCCAGCCAGAUGCUCGCACUGAAGAACAAUGGGCACACAGUGGUCCUGAAGCUGCCUGAGUCGUUGGCCAUCGCGGGCGGCUACGCGCAGCAGUACCGUGCCGUGCAGCUGCACCUGCACUGGGGCUCGCCUUCGGAACCUGGCUCCGAGCACACCGUUGACCACAAGCGCUUUGCCGGGGAGCUCCACGUGGUCCAUUACAACACCAAAUAUGAGAACUUCAAGGCAGCCGUGACCCAACCAGACGGGCUGGCAGUGCUGGGGGUCUUCCUGGAGGUUGGGCCAAGGGAGAACCCAUACUACCAGCAGAUACUCGAGCAUCUGCAUAGCAUCCAAGGAGAAGAUGAUGAAGUCUUUGUGCCUGGGUUCAACAUCGCUGGCUUGCUGCCUGACAACCUGCACCUCUACUUCCACUACAACGGCUCCCUGACCACCCCACCCUGCCAUGAGUCUGUCAAGUGGACUGUCUUCAACCAGACCGUGAUGCUCUCCAAGGAACAGGUCUGUUGGCCACGUGCAUGCUGGAUCUUGGCUCCUCAGGGCAUCCCGCAUCCCAUCCCGCUCACACUGCUUUCCUCCCAGAUGUCCAAACUGGUGAGCAGCCUGCAGACAGACGACAAUCGCCUCCUCAUGAACAACUUUCGGCAGGACCAGAGCCUGCACAGGAGAUGGGUGCUGGCAAGCUUUGAGCCCAGCUCCUCCCGGGAGAGGCAGGUGCCUGCAGGUGGUGGCACCUCAGCGACAGCAGCAGGACACACCAGCUCAUUUCAUGCAGGUAAGCAUGCUGGCUGCUGGCUCUGUGUCAGCUGCCACCAGCCUGGCACCAUUUCCCCCCCAGUCAACCUUGUAUCAUUCUUGGGCUCACAGGGGAUGUGCUGGCUGUGCUUUUUGGGGUGCUCUUUGCCAUCACGAUGCUGGCUUUCCUGCUCUACGUCUACAAGAACCGCAGCCAGAAUGCACGGCUGGACUCACCCUCUAAAUCCAAGGUCAUCUACACAGCGGCCACAGCCGAGAACACCGCCUGAGCCACUCCCACUGAGCUGGGGGAGGACCUCCUGCAGCUGCAUGGACUGUUCACCUGGGACAGCACCUAGUCUAAGGGGAUAUUUUUGUUACAAAAAGGAUAAAAUCAUUAAAAAAAAAAAAAAAACUACGAUAAAAGCCUUUUGCUCUGCCAGCCACCUCUUGCAGAGGAAGCAUCAGCCUCCAUCCAUGCAUACGGCAGAGCUCCAGAGCAAGCAGUGCAGGGCUCCUUGCACAGUCCCGCCCUGCCCUACAUCGCUCUGGGACUUCUUCCUCCUCUUAUUUGUGCAAAGUGUUAGAAAAACAUUGCAGUGCUGUGAAGAAAUGCAGAGGUGAUGGUGGCAGACCCACCGCUCCU
Messenger RNA from Phasianus colchicus (ring-necked pheasant), 1877 nucleotides. Lineage: Eukaryota; Metazoa; Chordata; Aves; Galliformes; Phasianidae. The record is from RefSeq and is a predicted model, not a curated record.